AUGUCGUCAGUCGACAGCAGCCCAGGUUCAGAGAAUGACCUUUCUCUGCAGCCUGAUGACUUGCAUGCCUACAGUGCCAUCGAGAUGAUGCACUACCAGGCCUACACUUCCAAGAAGGAUGGAAAGGCCACCAAACCAAAAAUCCAAAAACCAAAGAAAAAGAAUUUGACUUUCAAGCGGUCCAAGACUGACAAGCACAGAUCGUCAGCUGAGGACUGGGAGACUGAUGCUUUUUGCUCUUCUACCUCCACUACGAGCACUUUGCCGUGGAGAAUUGCCAAGGCUCUCAUGGCGAUGAUGACAAUGAUGAUCGCCACCGCACACUCUGACUUCCGAGAUUUGAUCAGAGGUGAACAAGUGGAUGUGUGGGAAAUGUUUUGUGCCCCACAAAGCUGGCUCACAAGCGCCUGCCAAGAACAAGGCCUAUGUUGUCAGCGGAUCAACUUGGAGAACAAUUUCGACGUGUAUCGCAAGGAGACCUACUCUGCUUUGCGUGAGAAACGUGAUCGUGAAAAACCAAAAAGGAUGUGGUUAUCAACAAGAUGCACAUACUGGUGUAGUUGGACAGCCCUGAACUACAACACUGAAGAGAAACGUGCCAAACUGGAAGCCUAUCGACGGAAAGAGCGUGCCAUGUUCCGUCAACUGGUUCCCUUCCUUGAGGAGUCUGUGAUCCUGGAUGAAUCCUUAGAACUCUUUUGGGAAUGGCCAACAAGAUGUGCUGGUUGGGAAGAACCUAUGUUUCUAAGGCUUCAAGCUUUUCUUCAGCGUUUGGGCAAGCCACUAUACUUUCGUAGAGUGGAUGGUUGUCGAUAUGGUUUACGGUCGUCAAAUGGUGGUUUCUUGAAGAAGUCAUGGACUAUAGCCACAACAUCGGAAUCCUUCUACAACAUCUACAAGACAAAGGUCUGUGUUGGAUCCCAUGAACAUGAUCAUGUACAGGGCUUGGAAACCUCACGUUCUGCAUACUAUCCAUGGAGAAUGGUUGUCUCUUUUGCACAAACAUGGCGAUCAGAACUGUAUCCUGAUAAACGUCUUCAUGCUCUACAUGCUCCAGCUCCUCACAUGUUGUCCUCUGUAGAGAUGCAUGAACAACUUGAACUGUUGGCUGGUGAUGAAAUAGUAGUAGAUGAUGAAGAACGUGAAGGUGAUGUUGUACCAGCCGUUGAACCAACAGCAGCAGAAAAACGAAAAUGGGAAGCACAACUUCAAAAAUACCACCGUGCGGCAGGUCAUCCAAACAACUUCAAUUUGGCCAGAAUCUUGAAGGACGCUGGCAUGCCCCGAUGGAAGAUCGAAACUGCACUCCAGCUGAAGUGUGGAGAUUGCUCGGCGUUGAAGUUGGGCGGCAUAUCCAGUGGAAAAAUACCACCAGCUUCUCUGCGUCCUCUUCCACGUGCAUGGGAGGUCGUAGGUCUUGACUGCACUGAGUGGAUACCACCUGGCCUUGCCGACAAAUACAAGAUACUUGUCAUGAUGGACCUGGCGACAAAGUUCAAAAACACCGUGGUAUUGAUGAAGUACGGUCCCAAGGAGAUGAAAACAGAGUCUCAAGAUCAGAUUCUUGAUGCCUUUUGCAAGCACUGGCUGGCAACAAAGCCGAAGCCUCAAGUGCUGAUUCCUGACAAUGCCAAGACGAUGGUCGGCGAGAAAUGUCGCAUGAUCUUCUCCGACCUCAAUAUCCAUUUAGACCCUCUAGCUGUGAAGGAGUCCUGGGCACAUGGCCUUAUGGAACGAGCUGUGCAAGAGACCAAGAAUGUGGCUUCGAAGGUGCACUUAUCCAAUCCUUCACUGGCACCUGAGACUUCACUAGCACUUGCAACUCAUGCCAUGAAUGCUACAGAACAUGUAAGUGGUUAUACUCCUUUGCAAUGGGCCUAUGGUCAACAGUUUUCCUUCAGCGAUGAGGAUCAGAGCACUAUGUCACGGCUGAUGCCUACGGCAAAAGACCGAGACUUCACUCAGCUCAUGGCCAAUCGCUCCAGUGCUGAGGACAUUGCGCGAAAGGUGCGAGCUCAGUCUGCAUUGGGGAAGUAUGGAGAAAAUAUGCAGCUGAACAAGGCCCUAGAGGAACCCACCGAAGAUGAUGAGGAUGCCCCAAAUUUACCAUUUCGACCGGAUCAGUCCACUAUGUCUUUCAAGCCCAAAUUCCGGCACAAUAUGAAAUCUGGUCCAUAUGUUGGUGAAUUAGGUGAUCGUGCUGCGUCUUCACAGCAACCGGCUCAAGCUCUUCCUCCAGUUCCUGAAGAUGAUGAUCUUAAUUUGAAAGCACCCGUCAAUGAGUACUCUCCUGGUACUCCACUGCCUGAUGAUGUUGAAAUUGAUGAUGAUGUUGAAGACAAAGAUGAAGGUUUAGGCAGUGGUCUUCCAACUUUAGAAGAACGUGCAACGGGUCAGCCUUCAGCUUUUCGUUUGUUAGAGGAGUCCAGCAAACGUAUGAGCUCAGCAGGUGAUGAAGCUGAUUCCAAACGACCAAAACUGGAAGAUGCGGAAACUUUGCUUUUCAACUGUUUAGAUGUUUGCGAAGCAGCCUAUGUUUUGACGGUGGAGCUUGACCUUACCUCCAACCGAGAAAAGAAGAAGUUCCUGAAGGUGGUGUGCUCCGAAUCCUGA
This is a messenger RNA of Cladocopium goreaui, 2613 nucleotides long. Lineage: Eukaryota; Dinophyceae; Suessiales; Symbiodiniaceae. The record is from the annotation of a GenBank genome assembly.